AUGGGUGAUGCAUCACUCCCAACAGAGCAUGUGCUCAUUAUUUUCUAUCCGACGAUGCCGGCAGAGCUGAAGGGGGUUAUCCGGCAGAAAUUCCCCGAUGCCGAGGUCACUGUUUACGAGGUUCAGACAGGUGUUCCCGUGCCACCUGAAGUAUAUCAGAGAGCCACCGUCCUCGCGACUUUCAUCGAUCUUCCAGAUCUGAAGGAUUCCAAGAACCUUAAAAUAAUUCACACCUUCUCUGCUGGCGUGGAUCAUCUUUUGCAAAAUCCAAUCUUGCAAGAAACUAACAUCCCCAUCACUACAAGCUCGGGUAUCCACGGCCCCCCGAUUGCAGAAUGGACCGUUAUGAAUUGGCUGGUAUCGUCUCGGAAAUACGUCAAGGGCUAUGAAGCACAGAAAUCCCACUCAUGGGAGAAGUCUGCGUACACGUCUGGUCUUCAUGAUCAAGUGGGCAAGAAAGUGGGUAUUCUAGGAUAUGGAAGUAUCGGGCGCCAAAUUGCACGCGUCUCGCAGGCAUUGGGCAUGACUGUUCAUGCAUACACCGCUACCCCACGCCCAACACCUGAGUCCCGCCGUGACAACGGCUACAUUGUUCCUGGAACCGGAGACCCGGAGGGGUCGAUUCCGGCAUCAUGGCACCACGGAACGGACAGAGAAGCCAUCCGCUCUUUCUUGGCUAGCGGGCUCGAUCAUCUUGUUGUCUCGCUUCCGCUGACUCCGCAAACAACCCGUCUUCUCGGCGCAGAGGAAUUCGCCAUUCUAGCCGACAACGCUCAUCACCAUACGAGCAAGCCUUACGUAACCAACAUCUCGCGAGGCAAGGUUAUCGAUCAGAAGGCGUUGGUCGAUGCGCUGAAUUCCGGGGUCUUAAGUGGAGCCGCUCUUGAUGUCACUGAUCCCGAGCCUCUUCCUAAGGAUGAUCCUCUCUGGGAGGCGUCUAAUGUUCAGAUCAGUCCACAUGUCAGCGGUCUUGGCGUGGAAUAUUUCCCUCGCUCUCUUGAUAUCCUGGCUGUAAACCUGGAGCGCAUCGCCCGGGGUGAGCCGUUGAUCAACGCUUAUGUACGGGGCAAAGGAUAUUAG
Penicillium digitatum Pd1 is the source of this 1080-nucleotide messenger RNA. RefSeq names its product D-isomer specific 2-hydroxyacid dehydrogenase family protein. The record is from RefSeq and is a predicted model, not a curated record. Lineage: Eukaryota; Fungi; Ascomycota; Eurotiomycetes; Eurotiales; Aspergillaceae. Gene Ontology annotation, molecular function: NAD binding.